This is a messenger RNA of Leptopilina boulardi, 487 nucleotides long. RefSeq lists its product as uncharacterized. NCBI's taxonomy places the organism in Eukaryota, Metazoa, Arthropoda, Insecta, Hymenoptera, Figitidae. Bases 41 to 487 code for a protein of 148 amino acids. The record is from RefSeq and is a predicted model, not a curated record. The transcript has 3 exons.
AAAGUGUUGUGACAAAAAGAAAUAAAAGAAAACAGUGCAAAUGCCUACAACUUGCAUAAUAAAAAAUUGUGGUUCGGGCAAUGGUGAAUAUAGAAAAUCCCAAGUGCAUAAAAGUUUUUUUUCACCAUGUACGGACGAAAUGUUAAAUGUUUGGUUUGAUGCCGUUUCAUCAUAUACGAUCAAACCGUUAACAAAAAAGAAAAAAAUUUGCGAAUUGCAUUUCCGUGCUGAGGAUAUUGAGAGGGAUUUUGUGACAAAAUUAAAAGAUGGUACACUUCAUAAGUUACCACGAAGGAAGCCAUUGCUGAAAAAAGAUGCUGUGCCACAAUUUUUUCCAAAUAAAUGUAUAAAGUACACUUAUGUCAUACAUGUGUGUUUAUCACAAGGUCAUUUAUCUCAACUAGACGAUCAUGCAUGGAGUAGUAUAAGGAGACCGAAUUGCGCUUAUCGUCGUGCUCAAGGCCGACUGGGAUGCCUGGGUCCUUAG